Molecule: messenger RNA, 3458 nt
Organism: Alternaria alternata
Lineage: Eukaryota; Fungi; Ascomycota; Dothideomycetes; Pleosporales; Pleosporaceae
Product: ANTH-domain-containing protein
Exons: 7
Coding region: 165-3323 (1052 amino acids)
Biological process (GO): actin filament organization; clathrin coat assembly; endocytosis
Cellular component (GO): clathrin-coated vesicle; actin cortical patch
Molecular function (GO): phosphatidylinositol-3,5-bisphosphate binding; actin filament binding; clathrin-cargo adaptor activity
Source: RefSeq, a predicted model, not a curated record
GGUUGACUGACCCCAACAGCGCAACCACUUAACUCAUCCCCACACCUCCUCAUUCCUGCGCAUUACUUUUGCGCGCCUUCUCGACACGGACCCACAGCCUUUCAUUUCUACAGUUACCUGAUACCACCAACAACUAAACCAAGAAGGGGCUUACGGCGAGCAAGAUGGCGCUCUACGGAAGCUCGCGCAACGUGGACAUGGGGAAGCAGGAGUCGGAGCUUGCCAUAAACAUUCGUAAAGCCACAAGCAUCGAAGAGGUCUCACCCAAGAGAAAACAUGUGCGAGCAUGCAUUGUCUACACGUGGGACCACAAGAGUUCUGCCUCCUUCUGGCAGGGCAUGAAAGUGCAGCCAAUUCUCGCCGACGAGGUGCAAACAUUCAAAGCGCUCAUUACGGUCCACAAGGUCCUACAGGAAGGCCAUCCCAUCGUUCUCAAGGAGGCGCAAUCGAACACCAGCUGGCUUGAGAGCUUAUCACGCGGCUCCUCAGUCGGCGAAGGCAUGCGAGGAUAUGCGCCGCUUAUCUCCGAGUACAUCUACUAUCUCAUGGCCAAGCUUGCCUUCCACCGACAACACCCGGAGUUCAAUGGAACCUUCGAAUACGAGGAGUACAUCAGCUUGAAGUCGAUCAACGACCCCAACGAGGGGUAUGAAACCAUUUCGGACCUUAUGACCCUACAGGAUCAGAUCGAUGCUUUCCAGAAGCUCAUCUUCUCUCACUUCCGAAGCGGCGCGAACAAUGAGUGCAGGAUAGCGGCGUUAGUGCCGUUGGUUCAGGAGUCGUAUGGUAUCUACAAGUUCAUCACUAGCAUGCUGCGCGCGAUGCAUACAACACUCGGUGACGAUGAAGCGCUCUCGCCUCUACGCGGACGAUACGAUGCGCAGCAUUACCGUCUCGUCAAGUUCUACUACGAAUGCUCGAAUCUGCGAUACCUGACAAACCUCAUCACAGUACCAAAGCUGCCACAAGAACCACCAAACCUACUUUCUGAAGAUGAGAGUGCGCCGGCGCUACCUAAACGACCACAAAACGAAAAGCCUGCGGAACCCACACGCGCUCCCUCGGUCGACCCAGAGCCGAUCAACGAGUUUUGGAAAGACAACCAGCGUAGGCAGCAAGAGGAAUACGAAGCCGAACAGCAGCGACUACAGCGACAAUGGGAGGAGGCUCAACAGCAGCAGCAACAGCAAGCGAUGCAAGCACAACGUGACUUCGAAGAGCAACAAAGGCUCCAGGCAGAACAAGCUCGGUUGGCGCAAGAGCAACUCAUGCGCGAUCAGUAUCAACAGCAGACACAGGGGCGUCUUGCUGAGCUUGAGCGGGAAAACCUGAAUGCGCGCGCACAGUACGAACGCGACCAGCUCAUGCUACAACAAUACGACCAGAGGAUGAAGGCUCUAGAAGGCGAGAUCAACCAAAUGAAUCAAAACUUCCAACAGCAAAUGGGCUCGCGAGACGAUCAGAUAAGGGCACUUCAGGAGCAGCUCAACACAUGGAGAUCAAAGUACGAGUCGUUGGCUAAGCUAUAUUCGCAACUGCGUCAUGAGCAUCUUCAACUGCUGCAGAAGUUCAAGACAGUUCAGCUCAAGGCAAACUCAGCCCAGGAAGCCAUUGAUAGCAGGGACAGGCUGCAACGCGAACUGAAGACCAAGAACUUGGAGCUGGCAGAUAUGAUCCGUGAGCGCGACCGAGCACUCAUGGAGAAGGACCGCCACACUGGUGGUCACCGCGAGGAGACUGAGAAACUGAAGCGGGAACUCCGCGCUGCUCUGGAUAGAGCCGACAACCUCGAGCGCGGCAAGGGCUCAGAACUCUCGGCAAUGCUGUCGAGACACAACCGAGAAAUUGCAGAUCUUGAGGAGGCGCUGCGAAACAAGACCCGUACGCUAGAUGAGUUCCAGAUGAAGUACCGCGAAGGUGAUUCUGACUUGGAGCGUCAACUGCGUGACAAGGAGGAGGAGCUGGAGAUCUUCCGUGCCGGUAUGGACCAGACACUGCUCGAACUCAACGAGCUGAAGCUCAAUGCCGGCACGAACGAUGAUGUCCUGGACGGCCACUUGGAUACCCUUAUCCAAGACAGUCUUCAGAAGAUCAACGACAUCAUCGACUCGGUCCUCCAAAGUGGUGUGCAACGUGUCGACGAUGCGUUGUACGAACUGGACUCUCCUAUGCAGGCUGGUAACCAGAACGCUACUGGUCCGUAUGUGCUCUCGCAGAUUGAGAGGGCAUCGACAUGUACCAUGGAAUUCUCGACCGCGUUCAACAACUUCAUCGCUGACGGGCCGAACGCAAAGCACGCUGAGGUCAUUAACGCCGUUAACAACUUUGGUGGCGCGAUAGUUGAUGUUUUGGUGAACACCAAGGGAUUGACGCGAUUCGCUUCUGACGAGAACAAGGCCGACCAGCUCAUUGGUGGUGCAAGGACUUCUGCAAUGUCAACCAUCAGGUUCUUCCGUAACGUCCAGUCAGUGCGCAUGUACGACAUGGACGCAGAGCAGAAGAUCAACGUUGUCAUCAACAACAGCACCGAGGUUGUGCGCAACCUGCAGAGCUUGUCUAAGCUUGCAGACGCGUUCGCGCCCAAGAGCAAGAUCACCAAUGCCUCUGGCGACCUUGGCGAUCUGGUUGACAACGAGUUGACCAAGGCAGCCAACGCCAUCGACGCGGCGGCCGAGCGUCUGGCGAAGCUGAUGAAGAAGCCAAGGGACCAGUACUCAACCUACGAGCUCAAGAUCCACGACUCCAUCCUCGAAGCCGCCAUCGCCGUCACGAAUGCGAUUGCUCAGCUCAUCAAGGCAGCGACAGAAUCGCAGAAAGAAAUUGUUCGCGAAGGCCGAGGAAGCAUGUCCAAGACGCAGUUCUACAAGAAGCACAACCGCUGGACCGAAGGUCUCAUCAGUGCUGCCAAGGCCGUCGCCACAUCGACAAACAUGCUCAUCGAGACCGCCGACGGUGUCAUCUCCGGUCGCAACUCGCCUGAGCAGCUCAUUGUCGCUUCCAACGACGUCGCUGCUUCCACCGCUCAGUUGGUGGCUGCCAGUCGUGUCAAGGCCAGCUUCAUGAGCAAGACGCAAGACAGGCUCGAGGGUGCAUCCAAGACUGUCACGGCGGCUUGCAGGUCGCUCGUCAGGCAGGUACAGGAGAUUAUCGCCCAGAAGAACAGGGACGAAGGCCAGGAAGUCGACUACAGCAAGUUGGGCGACCACGAAUUCAAGGUUCGCCAGAUGGAGCAGCAGGUCGAGAUUCUGCAACUCGAGAACUCGCUUGCACAGGCUAGAACGAGGUUGGGUGAGAUGCGUAAGCUUUCUUACCUCGAAGAGUAGAUGUAUGCACAUUAGCGCUUUGCUUUGUGGAACAUGGUCGAUUCAUCGUUGAUAGUUGCGAUUCAUCCUUGUGUCUCGUUGUAGCGACAUGCUAGGGAGAAAAUUUAAUCCUUCUUUUUCCAUCGCUGACGAAGG